This is a messenger RNA of Punica granatum (pomegranate), 1049 nucleotides long. Lineage: Eukaryota; Viridiplantae; Streptophyta; Magnoliopsida; Myrtales; Lythraceae. The record is from RefSeq and is a predicted model, not a curated record.
AGUUCACGAAACAAUAAACGGACGAUCCUCGGCCCCCUCCUCUCUCUCUCUCUCUCUCUCUCCACCCCCACAAAAAAUCUCCUCCGUGCCGGAACCGGAGAACGUUUCCGCCGGAAUAUUGUUCUCUCACCCCCGCCCGCGACUCCGAUCUCAUGGAAUCCCUGACUAGAGCAUCGAUCGUGCCUUCUUCUCCGGCCUCUCCCCUCUCCGUCUUAUCUCCCAAGCGGAGUCUCUCCCCGAGGCGCCUUCGCCUCCCUCUCGCCUCUAGAGGUAACGACAACGGAGCGGAAGCGAAUUCCGAUUCCGAUGAUCGCAGGAUUGCUCCGAUUGCGAAUGAUAGCUGCUUCGCCCUUUCGCCUCUGUCUAAGGAUGCAGCAAUGGGAUUGGUGUUGAAUGCUGCAGUUGGGAGAGGUUGGACGACAGGCUCGGGAAUGGAAGGUCCGCCAGUCCCUGCAGACACAGGAACGGAGAAUAUAUCAACAUUCCCAUUUUCUCUCUUCACAAAAUCUCCCCGGAGAAGAAUGCUUGUUGCAUUCACCUGUAAGAUCUGUCGGCAGCGAACUACAAGGGCUAUUAAUCCCCAUGCUUAUUCUGAUGGUACUGUCUUUGUUCAGUGCUGUGGGUGCAACGCAUAUCACAAGCUUGUGGAUAAUCUGAACCUGUUUCAAGAGAUGAAAUGCUACGUUGGCCCCAGCUUCAACUACAAAGGUUCCAACUUGGAUGUUAACUUCAACUUUAUGGACAAGCAGAGCAACGACGAAGACGACAUAUUUCCCAUGCAAUGAGGUGUAAGUGGUUCGUGCACUGCUCUGGUGCAUCUUGUAUGAUGUAAAUGCUUAUAGUCGAAAACAUUUGUCUAGUGUCCAGAGCUUGUAUCAUCCUCUUGUUAAUAGAUAUAGAUGGAGGAGUACGAGAUUCAGAGGUUGAAGUACCGAUGCUCUAAAUCGCUUGGAUCGGAUCUGUACGAGAUUGAUUAAGUUAUAUCUUGUAAUAAGACGGGAUCAAGUGGUCAACCUUGUUAUAUCUCGAUUGACAGUCAACCUUAAAAA